Molecule: messenger RNA, 1299 nt
Organism: Cryptococcus deneoformans JEC21
Lineage: Eukaryota; Fungi; Basidiomycota; Tremellomycetes; Tremellales; Cryptococcaceae
Exons: 2
Coding region: 102-1097 (331 amino acids)
Source: RefSeq, a predicted model, not a curated record
UGCGGAAGCCACGUGGUUAAUCCAAUUCCCCAUCGACGCCCCUGCACUCCGCCCGUCUCUUUCCUCUUUCACGCUUUCUUCUUUCUUCUCAUCCAUCAACCAUGCCAGUCACAAAGAAAAAGGGUGCAGUAUUCGCCAUAUAUACAGAAUCCCCAGACCGUAAUCCUCAACCGCUCUCCAAACAGCCCAGACGUACAUCUCCAAGGCGGUCAACAAACAGGUCCCGUCAGGCCCUCACUUCCCUCCAACCCAAAUCACUCGUGCCUCCUCCAUCCAAAACGUUAUCACUCAAACAGUCGGCUGUAUCGAAGAAGAAGUCACAGGCGGAUGUUCCGGUCAAACCAAAAUCAAAAUCUACCAUUCAGAUCUAUACCGAUCCUGAACCAUCAAAACCGAAAUCAUCGGGCGUCAUUGGUGCAACUGCGAUCAAACGUCGAGCUCCAACGUCGACCUUGGUAACAAGCCAACCCCUACCCGCUGCAUCGUCCAUCAAACGCACUAGAGACUUGCUCUCACCUCUACCCAUUUUUUCAGACCCACAGGAAAAUGAGGGUGCAUCCCGUCGACCUACGACGCGUUCCGAGACCGGUAGAUCUCCAGCCAAGCGCGGACGAACAGUUCUUUCCGCUGUUGAAUCCUCUCCCGCUGUUAUUUCAUCUGUCAGCCGCCACAAAAAGGAGAUAACUAUGAACAAGGAGAAUUCUGCUCCUCCCACUCUUUUGUUUGAAGACUUUGAGGGUUCGCCCGCGACGCGUACCAGAUCCAAGGUUCGCAAUAUGCCAUUCGAAGUUAACAUGACCCUUAGCCCUCUCAACUUCCGCGACACACCGCAACAGCGUCGCCGAACAGAGGUUGAACGUUUACUUGGUGACAGCCCAAUACUGGGCGUCAAUGCGACGAGGAGAAAUACCGUUGAAGAGAUGACUGAUCAUGGGAGUCCCAAGGCGGAAAAGACGGGACGUGGAAAACCAUUGGCGGGAAAGACCCAAGGAAAAGGGAUGACUGUUCAGCCGGAUGGAGCUUUGGCAGAUGUUAGUGAAGCGUAUGGGGCUAAAGGGGAUGCGCCGGAAGGGUUUGAUUCUCAAGGCCAAUCAUAAAUUUGCCUUCUUGUCAUAUACAUCACGAAUCUUAUGACUUUUUUACGACCAUGACGACCACCUUACAUCCAUUAGACAGUUUAUACCAUCUCACUUCCAGCCUUACCCCCUCAUAUACUAGUCGCUGAAUUAAUGCCUCUUGUGACUUGCUAUUAAUGGCUCAACGACGCUGCGAGUCGACUAUACCUAUCAUACCAUGCAC